AUGCAGACGUCAAAGACACCCAUUGAGCAAGCUAUUGAUGCCUUUCGGUCCCAGCUACUCCUUCCGCCAGAACAACAACUCUCUAUUCGACAAAUUGCCACACAAUUCCAGGUUCCACACACCACUCUCAACGCUAGAGCUCUCCAUGGCAGAGGUGAUCGCCAUACAUCUGCUGCUCAUCUUCAAUCACUCACACCCCCAGAGGAGCUCGAGCUUGUUGCAGAAGCACUUCGCCGGAAUCGCCUCACCCUGCAAGCAACCGAGACCGACUUUCCCAUUCCCCCUCUCGGUCAUAACUGGAUCUCCAAGUUCCGAAAGCGUCAUCCUAGUGUCAAUAGUGUUUGGACCCGUCAGAUAGACCGAUCUCGGAUUGAAGGGGUUCAAGCCAAUAAUAUUAUUCCAUGGUUUGCGGAAAUUGGGUCUUUGAUGGAGGAGCACAAGUAUAAGUCGUCUAAUGUCUUCAAUAUGGAUGAGACAGGGUUUGGAAUAGGCACAACACAGUCGAGACGUGUUCUUGUGGUUAUUGAGAAGGGAGAGGUUAGAGGGAAGGCAACAAAAGCAAUGCCUGGAAGACAGGAGUGGGUGACCUUGAUUGAGUGUAUCUCAGCGGACGGAAUUGCCCUUCCGCCGCUAGUGAUCUUCAGAGGAGAAGCAGGCUUGAACUCAGGAUGGCUUCCGACCGAACAGAUCGCUGGAACUGAGGAUUGGAGAUGGAGCGCAAGCAAGACUGGCUGGUCAAACAACACAAUGGCGCUGGAAUGGUUGGAACGAGUGUUCAUACCCAUCACCUCACCCCCUCUUCCCCUGGAUCCCUCCUCCGGUCUUCCUCUUGAACGUCGACUUCUCAUCCUUGAUGGCCAUGGUAGCCAUGUACAAGCUCGAUUCAUCGCCCUCUGUAUCCAGAAUUCCAUCGAUCUUGUCGUUCUUCCUUCACAUUCAUCUCAUGCAACUCAACCACUCGAUAAGGCUGUAUUUGGACCGUUCAAGCAAGCCCUGUGUGAUCAGACGGAUAUGUAUAGUCGGCAGAAUCGAGGUGCUGUCCAUAAGGGUCGAUGGGCUGAUGGACUGGUCCUGGCACGAUCUGCAGCGAUGACUUCAAAGAAUAUCAAAGCCGGAUUUCGAGAAACAGGCCUGUGGCCGUUCAGUCCUUCUCACGCUUUUCCUGACAUUUACAACAUGCUUCCAUCUAUCCCUUCUACUCCACACCACUCUCGCACCCUUUCCCGGACUCCCCACACUUCCAUUGCUCUAGAUAACUCGGAAUUCAUGCGCCAGCACGAAGCUAUCCUACAAACACCAAUCAAGAAACAUGUGACAAGCUUGGUGCAGGCGUUGGCGGAAGGAGAGGCAGCGAAGGCUAAAGUUGUGAUCUUGGAGAAGGAGAUUAAGGAACUGGAGGCUGCACAGAAGUUGGCAAGGAAGCAGAAGCGAGGGGUAACGGUGAAGGACAUGAAGACACAUGUAUUCACUCAGACGGAGGUGCUGGAGGCGAUCAAGGGAAUAGAGGCAGAUCGGGCCGCUAAGAAGAGGAAGGGUAAAGGGAAAGCGGUUCCGGAGGAGACCGAAGAUGCCAUGGAAGACAAUCCUUUUGUCUCAAGUGCUUAG
Molecule: messenger RNA, 1605 nt
Organism: Tremella mesenterica DSM 1558
Lineage: Eukaryota; Fungi; Basidiomycota; Tremellomycetes; Tremellales; Tremellaceae
Exons: 2
Coding region: 1-1605 (534 amino acids)
Cellular component (GO): nucleus
Molecular function (GO): DNA binding
Source: RefSeq, a predicted model, not a curated record